GGUAAGUCAAUAUUACGUUUUUUUUUUUUUCUCGCUGACAAAGGCAAAUGAAGCCAUGUUUUUGCUUACAAACAAGUAACAUCUUAACGCCUCGGAACGGAGCCGUGCGCCGACGCGCUGCUGUAGGAGAGGCCGCCCGGAGAGCAACUCCUCGUCCAUGUACCACAUCUGGACGUCUGCGCCGGGAUAGCGGAUCGCCCUUUGAAAAAGAAAAAGAAAACCUUUACUCCGGAUAUCUUCUUUUUUUUUUUUUGGUUUGGUUUUUCGCAAACUACUUGACAGCGACCUGCAACUCUUAACAAAACCCAGCGAGGACGCAGCGGCGCCAAAGCUCAGAGGAAAUACUGUUGAAUCCAGAAAAUGAGUUUCGGGGCGAGCUGGUGAACCAGCGGUGGACACGAGGCGAGAGGACCAGCAGCCGCUGUCAGGCCUCCCAGAGACUGCAGAGCCGUCGACCAAUCAUGAUGAGCAUAGAGGGUGAUGACAAGCGGACUCGCACUCGGUCCAAGGGCAUCAGAGUUCCCAUUGAGCUCGUAGGACAAGAGCUGAGCUGCCCCACCCCUGGAUGCAAUGGCUCUGGCCAUAUCAGUGGGAGAUACUCGCGACACAGAAGCAUUUUGGGUUGCCCCAUAGCCAGAAAGCGGCGUCUGGAGGAAGCAGAGGCCGAGCAGGAGCAGGAGGAAACAGAGCGGCCUGCCUCCAAGAGAAAGUCCCACCCCCUGAAGCUGACCCUGGACGAGGGCUUCAGCGCAGAAAGUGACGCCAGCAGCGAGGCCGAGGGAGAGGGAGAAAAGGAUGGCGAGAACGCAGGAGACGCCAAGGAGGAAGAGGAGCAGGAGCAGGAGCAGGAGGAGGACAGGGAGGCAGUUGCAGAUGAGGAGGGAGAGGGAAUGACAGAAGACCUGAUGCAGGAGAGCCAGACAAAUGGACAGGAAGUGGAGAUGCAGAGUCAACAGAAAGAGGAGGAAGGGAGGACGAAAGAGGAAGACACACAUCAGAAAGAGGAGAACUCAGUAAUAGCUGAUGAAGAGGAGGAGUGUGUGAUCAUCGAGCCUGAGCUCAGAGCAGCGCCACCUGCAUCCGAGGAGUCUCAGUCUCCUUCUCCGAGCGGCGAAGUUGCAGGCAACUCUCUCUUCCACGCUGGCCGGGUUUCCGACAACACUGCUCCAACUGUGGCCAUUCAACUGCCUGUUGCUAUGGAGACGGAAGUCACCGUGGCAGCCAAGUGGGGCGAAGACGUAAAGGACAAGCCGGAGGGGGACAUGAGUAAUGGGGGAGAGGAAGAGGAAGAGGCAGCGCACAGAGUUCAAGUGUUGGAAGGAUCAUCUGUUCUGCAGAAGGAAGCGGCUGAAGUGGAGGCAGCGGAGUUCGAGCAGGAGGUGGAGGAUGAGCAAGGAGAAUGCGAAGACGGGAGCCACCAUGUGAGCCGGGAUAACCACCAGUAUCUGACCGCAGAUGUCCCUCAUGAAGAAGUCAAAGAUGAAGAGGAGGAGGAGGAGGAGGAAGAGGGGGAAGAGGAGGAAGAGAUGGCAGUGCCAGCGCAGCAUAGGCAGGACACCUUAGCAUUACUAGAGGAGGAUGAGGAGAGAGAUGAAGAGGACCUAAGGAACCAUGUUCUGCCCCUUCCUGAUGUGCCAACUGUCAUCCGCACCAUCACCAGCACCGCAGCAGCUCAGGGAACACACAUCACGGCUGAAGACCACAGGGCCGGGCCUCUGGAGGCCUACAGCUUGCACAGGGCAAGUCCCCUAGACAAAUGUGACUCUCAUGGACCUAGCCCUCUUCACAGUUACAAGGCCAGCCCGCCUUUAAGCUACAGCUCCCACAGGGCCAGUCCGCUGGAGGACUACUUUCCCAACCCCAGAGUUGAGAACUAUAAAAUCCACAAAGCUUCGUCCUCAGCCUCUCCCGACAUUAUCGAGGUGCGAUCCGAUAAGUCGGAGGAGAAAGACUUUGAAGACGUGGACGGGGACGACGAGCGCGACGACGAAGACAGCCUGUCGCAGCGCUCCACCGUGACCGACGAGUCCGAGAUGUUUGACAUGACCCGAGGAAACCUAGGCCUGCUGGAGCAGGCCAUUGCCCUGAAGGCAGAGCAGGUGAGGCCAGCUGGGCCCAGAGAGCUACUCCGUGCCCCAGAUAUCCACCACCAGCGAUACUUCACCAUGGAGGACAGACCCAAGCACCUGGACAUCAUCCGCAAGAGCUACUUCAGCAAAGAGAGCAGUAAGCCAGAGAAGAGGGAGAUCAAGUGUCCGACCCCGGGGUGUGAUGGGACGGGUCACGUGACCGGCCUUUACCCCCACCACCGCAGCCUGUCAGGCUGCCCGCACAAGGACAGGAUCCCCCCGGAGAUUCUGGCCAUGCAUGAGAAUGUGCUGAAGUGUCCAACUCCUGGCUGCACCGGUCAGGGCCACGUUAACAGCAACCGCAACACACACCGCAGCCUUUCCGGAUGCCCCAUUGCUGCUGCAGAGAAGCUGACAAAGGGCCACGAUAAGCAGCAUCUCUCUCAGCCAGGCAGCGAGCACCUGAAAGGAAGUCCCAACGACAGAGUGUUGAGGCCCAUGUGCUUUGUGAAGCAGCUGGAGGUGCCCGCGUACGGCAGCUACAGGCCUAACAUGGCACCUGCCACACCUCGCGCCAACCUGGCCAAGGAGCUGGAGAAGUACUCCAAGGUAACCUUCGAUUAUGCAAGCUUCGACGCGCAAGUGUUCGGGAAGCGCCUGCUUGCUCCAAAGAUGCCCACCAGCGAAACCUCACCCAAAGCCUUCAAAACUAAGCCCUCGUUCCCCAAGUCCUCGUCGCCCAGCCUCAGUCUCCACGGUUACGGAAAGAGCUCCACCUUGGCCUAUGACUACUCCCAGGAUGCCGAGGCCGCUCACAUGGCUGCCACUGCCAUCCUCAAUCUGUCCACGCGCUGCUGGGAGAAACCUGAGAACCUCAGCACCAAAGCCCAAAACAAGGAAAUGGACAUUGAGGUGGAUGAGAAUGGCACCUUGGACCUGAGUAUGAAGAAGCCCUUUAAACGAGAGGGCAGUCUGUCCGCCACCAGCCCUGGGGUGCGGUCCCCGGACCCUUCCUCCUCCUCCGCCUCCUCGCUGCAUCACGGUGGAAGCAGUGGGAUGACAUCACCGAACCUACACGCCUACAAGCAGGAGGAUUGGGAGGGACCUCUGGAUUACACCAAACCCAACCGCCAAAGGGAGGAGGAAGUGGACGAGAUGGAGCACACUGGCCAGUCAUUCGUCUCGUCUGACCCGGAGGACUGCGACAUGAUGCAGGAAUGUCUAGAGGACAGGAAGUACCCGGGUGAGGUCACGACCCCGAGCUUCAAGGUCAAGUUCCAGCCCAAGGAUAGCAAGAAAGAGCUUCUCUCGUGCCCGACACCUGGUUGUGAUGGCAGUGGCCACAUCACUGGAAACUAUGCGUCCCAUCGCAGUCUGUCUGGGUGUCCUCUCGCUGAUAAGAGCCUUCGGUCCCUCAUGGCGGCCCACACCCCUGAACUCAAAUGCCCCACUCCAGGUUGUGACGGCUCCGGUCACAUCACAGGAAACUACGCCUCCCACAGAAGUAUCUCUGGGUGCCCGCGUGCCAAGAAAAGUGGAAUUAAAACUCCUACCAAGGACAACCAGGAGGACUCCGAGCUUUUAAAGUGCCCCGUGCCGGGCUGCGACAGCCUGGGCCACAUUAGCGGGAAGUACGCCACGCACCGCAGCGCCUACGGGUGUCCGCUGGCGGCCCGCAGACAGAAGGAGGGCGUCUUGAAUGGCACACCCUUCAACUGGAAGGCCUUCAAGACUGAGGGGCCGACCUGUCCCACCCCAGGCUGUGAUGGCUCCGGACAUGCUAAUGGGAGCUUCCUCACACACCGCAGCCUCUCAGGAUGCCCCAGAGCCUUGUUCGCCAAGAAGAAGGCCAAGUUCCCCACAGAGGAAUACCUGAGCACCAAGUUCAGAGCUAGUGAUGUUUUGGACAACGAUGAGGACAUCAAGCAACUCAACAAAGAGAUUAACGACCUGAAUGAGUCCAACAAUGAAAUGGAGGCUGACAUGGUCAACCUGCAGACUCAGAUCUCCUCCAUGGAGAAGAACCUGAAGAGCAUCGAGCACGAGAACAAGAUGAUUGAGGAGCAGAACGAGGCUCUCUUCAUGGAGCUGUCUGGUCUUAGCCGCGCCCUGAUCCGCAGCCUGGCUAACAUACGCCUGCCACACAUGCAGGAGCCGCUCACCGAGCAGAACUUCGACAGCUAUGUGAGCACCCUGACCGACAUGUACACCAACAAGGACUGCUUCCAGAGCCCAGAGAACAAGGCUCUGCUGGAGAGCAUCAACAAAGCUGUGAAGGGCAUCAAAGUCUGAGGCUUGCGACGAGUGCACACGCACACACCACACACGCAAUCGAGAAAACGCAAUCUGUCCGGAGGCGAAGGAACGCGAAGAAGGUGGAAAAUAGAGGGAUGGAAAGAGAUGGAGAGAUCUCUCCAGUAUAAUGAAAUAUGAUUCAAAAACAAAAAGGGAAUUCAGGUUAUCCAAAUAAACGGCAACUUAAAAAAAAAUCUACCCAGGGAGCACUCUGUUUGAAGAAAAGUGACGCGGACCAAACUCCACACCAUGCUGCUGCUGGGAUUAGGAGGACGAAACCGAUUCCUUCAGUCAGGAUGGAUGGAAAAGAAGAAUAAUGUUACUAGGAACUGUUAUGGGGGUGGGAUGGGGGAGGGGCAUUAAUACACUGUGUGUUUACCUGUUGUCUCUUUUAUGUCCUUACCUGGUUUUUGGAGUUCCAACUGUUGCACUGCUGGUCCGUCUUCGCACUUCACGCCAACUCAAACACGGCAGAGUGCAAACACGGCAUCGCUCACAGGAGCUCGGCGGCAUGAAGAGGAGGACGCGGAUGAGUUGAGCGCGCCCGUCCCGCAGCAUUCACUGUGGCGAGCGUGUGCGAUGGCCGCCUCCAGAAGCUCUCUGAUUCAUGACCCCAAACACACACACACACACCCCAGCAAUAUGAAGCACGCACCAAACUGAAUUAGUGUUUGCGUUGUGGUGUUAAGACGUCAACGCGACAAUGUUGAUUCAUUUUACCGGGAAAUUCUUCAAGUAAGGUAAUGAGACAGAUCCAGGAACGGUGUGGAAACAGCAGAUAAAUGCUUGAUUUUUUUUUUUUGUGUGUGUGAGUAAACUGAAAUGCUGAUAGUAAUAGUGUGCGCACAUUUCAAAUUCAGUUAGUCAUAUCAAUAGUAUUUAUCAACAUAGGAAUUGCACUUCAUUUCAAUUGAUAGUUUUGUGGUACAAUAAUUAUUGUUAUAUAUGAAUUAUUUAAACAUGUGAGCAUUUAAAUUGUAACUUAUUGCCAUUUAUGUUAUUGAGGUUUAUUUAUUUGAAGCAAUCUAUUUAUUAACUUGGUUUUGUAACAGACAAAAAAAAUGCAUCUUUACUGAUUAUCAUGGUCUAAGCAAUUUGCAGAUGUCUUGCGUCAAUAUUUUAAGAAUCUAUAUAGAUAACUGACAAGGCAUAUUUUGUUUUGAGUACUUUUUAAAAACCUUUUUAAGUGCAGAUGUUUUAUAACUGACAAAAUCUUUUGAUAAUUUUACAAAAAAGUUAUUUUUUUGGGUUGUUCUUUUCGUUUUCUUUCUGUUCCUUCUGUUACCGCUACAUUGAGAAAAACCCACUGCUGAGAAAAAGAAAAAAGAGUAUGUAUUUAUUAUUUAUUUAAUAUGAAAGAAAUUGACUGAUAUGGCUGUAUAUUUAUUUUGUUAUUUAUGUGCGUGAUGUUACUGUCGAGUCUGAGUAGUCUUAAAGAUCCACUGCAAAUAUUUAAAUAAAGAAACAGAAUCAAUACAAAUACUGUUUGAUUACUUAGGCUUAUACCUAGACAUACCAGCAGCUGAUUGUAAGGACAAAACAAGUGACCCAACAAAGCAAUCAUUGCUCUGUUGCCAUCUGGCCUCUGUAUGUUUGGUUUUGUCAGGUGAUAUAAAACCAAGAAAAGUUUUUAAAAAAUAAUAAUGAUACAGCAACAACAACAACAACAACAAAAAGAUCCAUAGAGUUCAAAAAAUGUUACCUCUCCCAAGCGCUUUGUAGCGGCCGCCACUGGCUCACCCAAAACCUCUGUAAUGUACCACAGAUGCUUAAGUGAUGCUUUUUGAGUAUUUUUUUCUUAUUUAUUGUUUUUAUCUGUUCAAUGGUACGUAUAUAGAGCUCUAUUCCAGCAGUGUUUUAGGCUGGAUGUAUGGGUCUAAAACACGCGCACACACACACACACACGCACGCACACACACACACACACACACACACACACAUAUCCAGUAGGAUGGCCUCCUUUGACAAACUUCUAUCAGAUAAACAUACACACCCUUGUAGCCUUACUCUAGAUUUUAAUUUUUUGAUGCACAAAGUGCCACUGAAAAAAAAGAAGAAGAAAAAAAACCCACGAGAGCUCACUUUCUUUCCUGAUUCUUCGCAUUUCUGCAAUGUAACAAUGUCUGGUCCCCGGGAAGACCACGGCAUCAUGAGAGUGGUGAUUGUUUCAGAUGCCUUUAUUUCUCUGCCAAGAUGGCCAUAAGUACACAAUAUAUAUACAUUCUGUAUAAAUAGAUUUUAAAGAUGCUAUAUAUAUAUGAAUAUAAACAUACAUAUAUUUUUCCAGUGUAAUUGUUGACUUGCUCUUCUUCUCUUGUAUUACCUUGUCAAAGGAUCACUAGCUGUCCAAAAGAGAUGUGAGGGGUGUUAUCAAAAGGAGGCAUUUACACCUUAUUUAAUAUCACUGACCUGCUCAACUGUGGCUUUACACAAACCAUUCAGUCAAGCUGAAGGCAAAGUAGGCGUUGUUGAUGAUACAAUACAAGUAUUUUCAUAGGUUUCCUUUCCUCUUUUUUUUUUCUUCCAGCCUUUCCCCUUUUUUUUCUUUUUUUUUUAUCUCUCCUUGAUCCAGAAGUGUCAAAAAACAUCUGCUGUAUGUUGUACUACUGAAUCUGAGAAAUGACUGUCAAUUUGAAACUAGAUGGUUGGCUCUUUGUUCCUAAGUGUCAUGUGAGUUCAUGUAUAUUCAAAAAAAGAAAAGAAAAAAAAGAUGAUGCCUCUGAAUAAUGUUCUGCACAUAGUGUUUGGCGGCGUUGUGCAGUUGUUGUAUUGUUAAUGGUGAGGCCUGCUCACUAUGAGCCCCUUCUCUCUCUAAUGUUGAAACAAGCAAGUAGGAGACUUUAGUGUGACCUGCCUUUGAGUGACCCCGUCGCAGCUACUGUGGUGUACAGUAUGAUACCUGUGUGUAACGCUGAUGUCAAAGGCAUGUUGUAAAUGUUCUUUUAGCCAAUGUAGAAUGGAACUCCUUUGUGCACUUUCUAACUGUUGAAAAUGCCAGCAUUUGAGUCUUUACUUGGGAGAACCCCAAUAGAUCAUAGGCAAUAGCAAGUGUUCACCCCUCCCCACCGCGGGAGGGUGCAUUACAAAGCAUUGUCUCACCUGUAUGUUGCUGUUCAUGUAGAGAACAACCUGUGUGUUACGUCAGAUAGAGACACAUCUCUUUGAUUCAGGGGGUUCGCAGCUCGGAAAAAAAAAUGUUGAAAAUGGAAGUGGUACUUUCUUUUCCACACAAAAAACCAAAAGAGACUGACAGGAGGCUGAGUUUGGUUCUCAGGUGACUGGGGGUGGGGGGGGGGGGGGGGGGGGGGGGCUGAAGCAGAACAGAGCAAUGCCAUAGGUCAGCCAGUCAGCUGAGGCUACAGGCGAUAGCAGCGGCUAGAUCGAGGCCCCGUGUGUGAAAUGGGAUGAGUGCGUGGGAGUGGGAAAUUGAUUUGCCAGGCUACACAAAUCGCCCCCAUGUUUUAGGAGGUGUUUGUUGCAUAAAUGUGUGUCUAUCACUCAAAAAGAAUGUCAAUGCUUUUUAUGACUUUUGAAACCCUCGCCCCCCCUUCUUUGUGUCUUGUGUAACCUUUCCUCAGGAAAGAGAUAGUUUGGACACAUUUGGUUAGCAGAGUAGCAUAUCCUUCCUCUCCUGAAAUGCACGAGAAUACGACUGCAGAGCGUUGAGACUGUGAAUAUUCUCCUGACUUCUUUGAUAUGGCAUGACCCCUUUUAAAGUGCUUGAUGAAAUUGUCUACUGAGGUAUGUAAAUGAAUGACACUGAGGCCAUGAACGCAUGGCAUUUUCAAAAAAUAAAAAAGAAGAAGAAUGUCAGCCGAGAAAGCAAAACGCAGCCUACGGUUGGUACUGUGCCCACGCACUGUAUCUUUUCUUAUUUACAUAAAAGUACUGGGUGAUGGAGUGAGGAGCUUUAUUAUUCUAAAUAGCAGAGAAAAAUUGAAAAAGACAGAAAGCAACAGGGCCCAGUUUCCCUGAGGCGCCUGGAAUGAAAAUGAAUUGAACAUGAUGACACUUUCAGGGAAACCAGUCCAGACCAAAAUCCAGCUGUGCAUUUAUGAGGGGGGAGGAGCUUUGCACCCUGGUUCUAUGUCCGGUGCAUAUGUUAGGAGCAGUCACACCUUGACUCAUAAGAGAGAAAAGUAAAGUCGAGUGGCACUUUUCAUCAAGCUGAGCGAAACCAAAAGCCCCCCCCCUCUCUCCCUUCUCCCUGCUGUAGUUACAAGCUGUGUGGUCUUAUCAUGUGUGCCUUUCUCACUCCACUCAUUUCAAAAUAUGGUAUGUUUACAAACCCGGUUCAAGUACUGCAGAAUACACUUGGUCUGGAUCUAGAUCUCUUAGUCAACACUUUGAGGGAAAGUUGGUGGGGCAGGGUCGGGGGUGGGAGGGGGUGGGACGGGUAUUGUGUAUAAAGAUAUGAAGUACAUGUCUUUGACAUGCAGGUAGAAGCCGUUUGGCGACAGAGGUACAAAACUACAAGCUUUUGUUAGGCUAAAGAAACUGUGAGCUCACUCGAUUCAGGUACCAAACUGCAUGGACUGUUUCUGUGAAGGAAUCUGAAGAACAUCAUCGUCAUCGUCACCACCAUCCCUAGAUAAUGCAUCAGUGUGCAGGGCAUUAUUUUGAAACUGCUGGAAAGUCUCUGUACAUAUUUGUAUUAAGAAGAAAAACAGUGUUAUUGUUAUUGUAUUGAAGACAAGUUCAAAAUGGUUUUGAAAAAAGAAAAAAAAAAACAUGUUUGUGACAAAGAAAAAAAAAAUACAUCCACAGCCAAGGGUUGUCCUGCUAGCACAUUUUUACAGAGAUGAGCUAUUUUUACUGGUGAUUUUCUAGGCAUUGAUAUUGAUAUCCUUUUGAGAAAGUACAAAACUUCCAAAAUUACAAGCACUUCCACACCAAUAGAUUGUAUGGUCAUUUUUGUUACUUUUGUAGAUGUGGUCGUUCCUUUGCUACUGCACCAUUUUGUAAAGUGGGACAGGCCUUGGCUGUGUGUCCUCUGGGUUUGUUUGUUUUUUUAUAAUUUGAGUUUUUCUGAUUUUAUUUUGUAACUAUUUUCGUUUGGGAAGUAAAACACUGUAGAUGGGCUGAAUUUGUGACUGUGUGUUUGUGUACUUGUGUACAUGUUCCCCUGUUCCUGUGUCAGUGUUAUAAAGCAGAGAAGUGAUGUCAGUUAUUGUGGGGGUAUGAAGCAUUUUAAAUGUUCUCUAUGAAAAACACAAAUAAAGAAUCAUAGACAAGAAGGA
Molecule: messenger RNA, 9604 nt
Organism: Scophthalmus maximus (turbot)
Lineage: Eukaryota; Metazoa; Chordata; Actinopteri; Pleuronectiformes; Scophthalmidae
Gene: myt1b
Product: myelin transcription factor 1b
Exons: 23
Coding region: 462-4361 (1299 amino acids)
Biological process (GO): regulation of transcription by RNA polymerase II
Cellular component (GO): nucleus
Molecular function (GO): zinc ion binding; RNA polymerase II cis-regulatory region sequence-specific DNA binding; DNA-binding transcription factor activity, RNA polymerase II-specific
Source: RefSeq, a predicted model, not a curated record